Messenger RNA from Chara braunii, 685 nucleotides. NCBI's taxonomy places the organism in Eukaryota, Viridiplantae, Streptophyta, Charophyceae, Charales, Characeae. The record is from the annotation of a GenBank genome assembly.
AAAAAAAAAACUAUGUCUACUCUGGCUAUGGAUAUGGCGUGCUUGGGGACAAACGAGAGGAGGGGGAGGAAGAAGAAGAAGAGGAGGAGGAGGAGAAAAGAGGUGGACGUGGAGAGAAGAGCAGGAAGAAGAGGAGGAGGAGAAGGAGGAGGAGGAGGAGGAAAAAAAAGGAGGACGUGGAGAGAAGAGCAAGAAGAAGAGGAGGAGGAGGAGAAGGAGAAGGAGAAAAGAGUUGGUGGAGAAAAGAGCAAGAAGAAGAAGAGGAGGAGGAGGAGGAGGAGGAGGAAGAAGGAGGAGGAUGAGGAGGAGGAAGAAGAAGAAGAAGAAGAAGAGGAAGAGGAGGAGGAGGAGCAGGAGCAGGAAGAAGAAGAAGAGAAGUAGGAGGAAGAGGAAGAGGAGAAAAGAGGACGAGGAGGCGAAGAAAAGGGCAAGAAGAAAAGGAGGAAGAGGAGGAGGAGAAAAUAAUAGGAGGAGGAGGGGGGUCGGUUCUUCGAUGUGCAGCUAUGGCUGCGCGGGGUCGGUUCUCCCAACAACACAUAAGAAGAAGAAGAAGAAGAAGAAAUAAGAAGACAAAAUAAGAAGAAGAAGAAGAAGAAGAAGAAGAAGAAGAAGAAGAAGAAGAAGAAGAAGACGAAGAAGAAGAAGAAGAAGAAUAUACGUAAAAAAACAAAAACCUACAACGAAC